AUGGUGCUGUUCAUGCCAUAUCUUCACUGGGAGACCGACAGGGGCCGCGCUCGAUCUGCCAAGAUUGUCAAAGGAGCCCGCAAAUACAAUCUGAGUUCCAUCAGGGACGUGGUCGACCGGGCCAAGAAUCGGCUCGCUCGCACCGAAACCCAUGUUACCGUCGCACCGUCCUGGGAAUCGCAGCCACAGCCCUCCACGCCUGGGCAGCAUAUCGACAGGAGAAGGGCGCUCGGGCAUGCCCUCCGGUGCGCGUCUGCGCUUCUGGAAGCGAUGAAUUCGCAUGUUGAAGAACAGCUGACGAUGAGGUAUCUGCACGCCGAGCCACCCUUGCACCCGAGAAGAACCCUCGAUCAGGCGUAUUACGGGGUUCUCAGGAGUACAGGUGCUCGAGACAGAGAUCAAGCGGUGUACCGAGGAACGACCACCCAACCACACCAGUGCGUCGGGCCGGAGGCUUGUCCACAGUGCAAAGAAGACAUCCGCAAGACGCCUCGAAUCCUGAUGGUGGAUCAGCUCUGGCUCUGGUGCCUAGAUGAGAAAACAAUUAUUACCAGCUUCCCACGUCGCUGGGGCCGAAACAGACCAGAUUCCUCGGCAAUCUACAAGAGCCUGGGCACACGGCUUCGACAUGCACGCCGCGGCGAGAGUUCGUCCGCCUACGACCUCGCCCUGAUGAUUAUAGACGAGACUUCUCGAGUGUUCUUUGACAGAACCAAAACCGAUACGGAUCAGCCCAACCUUGUCGAGCUCUUCAACGCUGCUAUCCGCGAUCUGACCUACAAGCAGACGGCCGCGUUCAACCAGCUUCUCAUCUACACGCAUCUUGCUUCUCGCGACUACCGGCGCCAGCGAUACCUGUCGUCUGACGGCCCGACACAGAACCAUCUCCUCAACAUCAACCCGGAGGGCGAGCUGCUCAAGGAGGUCAAGGACACCCAGGACGAGCUGCACAUCAUGAUCCGCAUCAAGGAGCAGCACCAGGCGGUUGUGGAGAGCUUUGUCAAGCACAUUCGACGGGCAGUCACGCCUCUUGUCCGCGCCCAUCGCCCCUUUGCCGCGCAGACGUCGCCGGGAUGGGAUGCGGCACUCGGCGCCGCAUCGCUCGAGCGCAGCGGUCUUCACCACUCUCAGGACCCGGACCUGGGUGGCAUCCGCGAGGAACAACAACGCCAGAGCGCCCAGCGCACUCUGAACAAAACCGACGUCCUCCUCGAGGACAUCGACGAGAGGAUCGGCGAGCUCCGCGCCCUGCAGCAAAACGCCCAAAACACCUCCUCAGCGCUCAAGGACCUCCUGACGCUCAAGCAGCAUCAGGCCGGCGUGAUCGAGGCGCGCGAGGCGGUCAAGCAGGCGUAG
This is a messenger RNA of Thermothelomyces thermophilus ATCC 42464, 1356 nucleotides long. RefSeq lists its product as uncharacterized. Bases 1 to 1356 code for a protein of 451 amino acids. The transcript is spliced from 3 exons. NCBI's taxonomy places the organism in Eukaryota, Fungi, Ascomycota, Sordariomycetes, Sordariales, Chaetomiaceae. The record is from RefSeq and is a predicted model, not a curated record.